Molecule: messenger RNA, 1721 nt
Organism: Medicago truncatula (barrel medic)
Lineage: Eukaryota; Viridiplantae; Streptophyta; Magnoliopsida; Fabales; Fabaceae
Product: beta-amyrin 11-oxidase
Exons: 8
Coding region: 59-1528 (489 amino acids)
Biological process (GO): sterol metabolic process; brassinosteroid biosynthetic process; multicellular organism development
Cellular component (GO): endoplasmic reticulum
Molecular function (GO): iron ion binding; heme binding; ent-kaurenoic acid monooxygenase activity
Source: RefSeq, a predicted model, not a curated record
AGGAGUUGACUGUACAUAUAUUGAAGAACAGUGGAUCCAAAUAGUAAGAUAUUGAAGAAUGGAAUUUCAAUGGUUUUGGAUGUCUGUUUCCACAAUGUUAGCAAUAUUCUUGUACAUUUUAGUUAGCAAAGUUGUUCGGAAUUUGAAUGAGUGGUAUUAUGAUAUUAAAUUUAGAAACAAACAAUUUCCACUACCUCCUGGUGAUAUGGGAUGGCCUUUAAUUGGUAAUCUUUGGCCCUUCUUCAAAUAUUUCUCAUCUGGUCGCCGUGAUAUAUUCAUCAACAACAUUAUACGAAGAUAUGGACGAAGUGGUAUCUACAAGACUCAUUUAUAUGGGAAUCCAAGCAUCAUUGUCAUUGUACCAGCUAUGUGCAAGAAAGUCCUAAAUGAUGAAGUAACCUUUAAGCUUGGUUAUCCAAAAGCCAUCACUGUACUAGCAUACAAUAGGGUACUAAAUAAUGAACACGGACGUUUAAAACGACUAGUCACGGCUCCUAUUGCCGGUAACAAUGUAUCAACAAUGUAUCUAGAGCGUAUUGAGGAUAUUGUGAUCAACAAGCUUGAAGAAUUGUCUAGCAUGAAACACCCUGUUGAGUUUCUUAAAGAGAUGAGGAAAAUUUCCUUUAACUUCAUCUUUCAAAUUUUUACGGGCUCUUGCGAUCAAGGUACCAUAAAUAAAAUUUCAGAUUUAUUUGAUGUUAUGGGUAGUGCCUUGUUCUCUUUGAUGCCCAUAAAUGUACCUGGUUUUGCUUUCAACAAAGCACUCAAGGCACGUAAGAAGUUUGCCAAAAUAGUUCAAAAUAUUAUUGAUGAAAGGAGAAUGAUGGCAAAAGAAAGACAAAUCGGUGAAAAGAAAGAUUUGAUAAACAUUCUUUUGGAAAUGAAUGACGAAGCAGGUGAAAAAUUGGAGGACAAAGACAUUAUUGACUUACUGAUAACACUUCUAUUUGGUGGUCACGAUUCAAUUGCAGCUGGUAUGAUGUUGACAAUUAUGUAUCUUACAGAGCAUCCACUUUGUUUGAAGAAAGCCAAGGAAGAGCAAGAAGAAAUCUUGAAAGCAAGACCACCCUCACAAAAACGAUUAAGUAUUGAGGAAAUUCAGAAAAUGACUUAUCUUUCUCAGGUUUUUGAUGAAACAUUACGCAUCACCAGUGUCUUUGCAACUUUUCGAGAGGCAACAACUGAUGCAAACAUCAAUGGUUAUCUCAUUCCAAAGGGAUGGAAAGUGUUAGUCUGGCUAAACGCUAUGCAUAUGGCUCCUGAGCAUCACUCGAAUCCAGACGAAUUUAAUCCAUCAAGAUGGAAUGAUCAUAAUCCCACAACAGGGACCUUUCUUCCUUUCGGGAUAGGUCGGCGACUUUGUCCGGGAAGAGACUUAAGCAAAUAUGAAAUGCUCAUAUUUUUACAUUAUUUCGUCCUUAAUUACAAGUUGGAGCGAAUAAACCCAGAAUGUCCACUUACUAGUUUGCCAUAUAUUAAGCCAACAGACAACUGUCUUGCUAAGGUCACAAAGCUCUCUGAUGCUUAAUUAGUUACAACCUUGCUUGUAUGGCCCUCUAAGAGAUCUUCAAUUUCCUAGUUUGAUGCUAUCUGGGUUGCUACUAAUUGCAUGUAUUAAGCAAAAAUUUGGUUACGAUUAAAAUAGUUGAAUAAACUAAUAUGUAACAAACAUUUUGUCCGAAUAUAUAAAUCUAGGGAUGACUAAAAUUGACAUUACCCUA